UAUAAAUAUAUAAAAUGUGAAUGUAAAAUAUAAUAUUCCAAUAAAUAUUUUUUUCAUCAUUUAAUAUAAUUAAUAAUACAUUCUCGUUCUUAAUAUCCCUUUAAUAUUUGUUUUAAUAGCAAAAAUGAACGGUUUCAGAAUGAUAAGCAUUUUAGCAUAUUUUAUUUUAUUCGUCAAUAAAAGUUUUGGAAUAUUAAAUGAACAAAAUUCGAGUUUUGGAAAACCUAAUGAAGAGAAAUCGAAUCAUAUAUUAUAUACACCAGGUUUUGGAGCACCUAAUGAACAGAAUUUGAAUCAUAUAUUAUAUACACCAGGUUUUGGAGCACCUAAUGAACAGAAUUUGAAUCAUAUAUUAAAUACACCAGGUGAACCAACACCUAUUGAACAGAAAUCGAAUGAUACAUUAAAUACACCAGGUUUUGGAAUAUAUAAUGAACAAAAAACGAAUGAUACAUUAAAUACACCAGGUGAACCAACACCUAUUGAACAGAAAUCGAAUGAUACAUUAAAUACACCAGGUGAACCAACACCUAUUGAACAGAAAUCGAAUGAUACAUUAAAUACACCAGGUGAACCAACACCUAUUGAACAGAAAUCGAAUGAUACAUUAAAUACACCAGAUGAUACAUUUAAAACACCAGAUCAACCUUUGCAUACACCAAAUUCACAUAUGCUAAUACCAAACGCUCCUAAGAAGAAUAUAGAAGUUAAUUUGAAGAAGAGAGGAAAUAUCAAUUUUCCAGCGUAUGAUUCACAGGAAGAAGGAGAACGACCUGAAUGGACCAGUGUUACAAAAAAAUUGAUUUUUGAUUAAUUAAUUGAAGUUUAUUAUUUUGGUUAUUAUCGUGUUAAGUUAUAUUAUUGUGUUUAUUUGUAACAUUUACAACGAAAGUUUUAAUAAAUUUAUCAUUAAACCGGUUAAAUAAAUAACUUUAAAAAAAUUAAUUUAAGUGUGCUAUUAUUGAAUAUUAAAACAUAAUACGACACGGUCGCCCAUCGCUUCAUGAUACUCCGCAACCCAUGGCACCGUUAUCAGUCGUCGCACUACUAUGUACAAUACCGCGUGCUAUACGUGACGGUGCAAAAUACAGCAAGUGCAGCAUGGCCAACGACGAUCCGCCACAAAUGAUACGUUGAGACUUUUUCCGUUAUCGAAGUGACAACGUCAAGGAUGUGCGCCACCGGUUCCGAACGUGUCGUGCGACCAAACCAUGGCGAACACUGCGUCGCCGACGCCAGCGAAAGUGGCGCAAUAUUAUGCGAAUAUUAUUAUUCAUUCAUCUUUUCGGUUUGUUUUUUAAAUAACCUGUUGCUGCACAAUUAAUUAAUAAACAACCUACGCGUUUCUAUAUAACCCAACUGGAUAUAUUAGAGCACUUUUCAAACAAAAGAGUGGAAUUAAAAUUUAUUCCCUUACAUUUGCCUCAUUUUGGACUAUAAAAAUAAAUUAUUUUAACUAUUAGGACAGUCAUUCAAUUGU
Molecule: messenger RNA, 1480 nt
Organism: Daktulosphaira vitifoliae (grape phylloxera)
Lineage: Eukaryota; Metazoa; Arthropoda; Insecta; Hemiptera; Phylloxeridae
Exons: 26
Coding region: 125-814 (229 amino acids)
Source: RefSeq, a predicted model, not a curated record